GGGAAACGUAGCGACGCAUCCUACGUUCCGCAGCACAACUGGACCGGAGCAGAAGCACAGAGAGGCAGGCGCGAAGCGGCAGAAAAGAUCUCUGACUGAUCCUCAGGUUGAAGGAAGGCUAGAUAGUCUCCAGGCCUGCAGCCCUUUUUUUCCCCUUCUUCCUCCUGGAGCCUUUUCCGCCUCUCUCCCCCCGCCUAGGUCUGUCUGUCUCCUUCUCUUGCAGCCGGUGCUGGUUUCCCGCCUUGCUAGAGAAGCUCCUUCUCUGAUCUUACCGAGUGGGCAGCAUGCUAACAACCAAGUUAUUCACGCUGGUGCUGGUUGUGCAGCCUCACAGAGUCCUGCUGGGUAUGAAGAAACGUGGCUUUGGAGUUGGACUCUGGAAUGGCUUUGGAGGGAAGGUGCAGCCAGGCGAAACUGUGGAGCAGGCAGCCAGAAGGGAGCUACAGGAGGAGAGUGGACUGACAGUGGACACCUUACAGAAGAUGGGCCUGAUCACAUUUGAGUUUGUGGGCAACACGGAGCUGAUGGAAGUCCAUAUCUUCAGAGCCGACGAUUUCCAAGGAGACCCCACAGAAAGCGAUGAAAUGCGCCCCCAGUGGUUUCCACUGGACAAAGUCCCCUUCAAGAACAUGUGGCCUGAUGACAUCUACUGGUUUCCCCUCCUGCUUCAGAAGAAACUAUUCCUUGGCUAUUUCAAAUUCCAAGGGCAGGACACUAUCUUAGACUACACCCUGAAAGAAGUGGAGAAAGUGUAAGAGGCGGCCAAGAACGGAACACUGGACACCUUCCUGGCUGGGAUGGAAAUGGCGGCCCAUAUUGGGCAACCAUCACAACAGUCCUCCUCAUCAGCUCCACAGUGGAGACCUACAUAGAUAAUUAAAAGAGAAAAUGAAGCAAUGGCUCCCUUUGUAGAACAGAGAACACCAGUUUUUCAUGCAUGUUCGGUGCGGCUUCGGACGUGGCUGCCAUGCCCUGGUAGCCACAGCCUUGGCUUCAGCACACACACACAUACACACACCGUCUUUAAGCUUUUUACUGAAAGCCUUGGCAGCUCAGCUGGAGUCUGCUCACGAAGCGUCAUUUUUUUUUCUGUAUUGUGUUCUAGCAAGGGGACCAGCUUCUCCAUGCCAGAGUAAAUUUAGAUUUGCA
This is a messenger RNA of Hemicordylus capensis (graceful crag lizard), 1149 nucleotides long. It is a transcript of the gene NUDT1, whose product is annotated as nudix hydrolase 1. NCBI's taxonomy places the organism in Eukaryota, Metazoa, Chordata, Lepidosauria, Squamata, Cordylidae. Gene Ontology annotation, molecular function: 8-oxo-7,8-dihydroguanosine triphosphate pyrophosphatase activity. Gene Ontology annotation, biological process: DNA protection. The transcript has 4 exons. The record is from RefSeq and is a predicted model, not a curated record. The coding region runs from base 285 to 755 and encodes 156 amino acids.